Molecule: messenger RNA, 8798 nt
Organism: Lineus longissimus
Lineage: Eukaryota; Metazoa; Nemertea; Pilidiophora; Heteronemertea; Lineidae
Product: ceramide kinase-like
Exons: 13
Coding region: 10-1785 (591 amino acids)
Biological process (GO): ceramide metabolic process; phosphorylation
Molecular function (GO): ceramide kinase activity
Source: RefSeq, a predicted model, not a curated record
UCUGGGGGCAUGGAUCCCGUCUUGCAGUCCACUAUAGAAAUAGAAAAUAAACAGUAUACCGUCACGUUAACAAACUCAGUUAUUUAUUGGGACAAUGCCCGUAGUUCUGGUGCAUACAAUGGACAAAGUUCUGAGAGCGUAUCAAAACCCAAUACUAAUGAUAGUCCCGAGCAAAAAAAUACCAGUGAGCAUUUUCAGAAGUGUCAUUUGGGUGGUGUGUUUUCGUUGUUAAAAACCUGCUGUGGUGGGAACCAGGGACAUGAUAUUCAUCUGAUAGACCUCCGUGACGUGAUCACGGUCACGUCGGAAAAGAAGCGCUCCGGACGUGCGAGGGAAACACGAGGCCUCGAGCUGAUGUCUCUGAAUAGCACAUGCACGACGUUUAUUGUCUACAUCAUACGGCGCAUAACAAAGCAUAGGUGGCGUGACCGUAAGAUUUUGUUCCAGUGUCGUGAUGCGAAGACGUGUCAGUUGUGGGUCUCAAAAAUACAGGAUUGUUUAUUUGCUCCAGAAUAUAAUCGACCACGGAAGUUGCUCGUGUUCGUCAACCCGCAUGGCGGUCUCCGCAAGGGACAGAAAAUCUAUGCAGAAAAGGUGGCGCCACUGUUGGAACUGGCGGCAGUGUCUACAGAGGUUGUUGUCACAAAGCGUGCCAACCAUGCCCGGGACAUGCUGUUAGAGUGCAAUCUGAAACAUUAUGAUGGGGUCGUGUGUGUCGGUGGAGAUGGAAUGUUCUCAGAAUUGCUACACGGUUUGCUGUUACGAAAACGUAUGGACCUAGGACUGAUGGAAAACGGGCCAAGAAAUCAACAAUAUUGUCCAGAUAUACGAAUUGGCAUCAUUCCAGCUGGUUCAACAGACACCGUAUCCCACUGUUGCCAUGGUUACAAUGACCCCAUAACGUCAGCAUUACAUAUCAUAUUAGGUGAUUCGCGAGGCAUAGAUGUGUUCUCUGUACACCAGGGGAACCAGUUCCUGCGUUAUGGUGCGACGUUAAUGGGAUAUGGCUUCUACGGUGAUAUAAUAAAGGAAAGCGAAGACUUACGAUGGAUGGGACCAAAGCGUUAUGAUUAUCUCGGUGUGAAAAACUUCUGUAGGAAUAAGCUGUAUGAGGGCGAAGUGUCAUUCCUGCCGAGUUCUAAUAUGAAGGACAGUCAUCCCCGUGAUGGUACUCGCUGUCAUGCUGGUUGUGAAGUUUGCCAUGAAGCGUCGCAGUUACACAGGGAAAAGGAGGGAGCUGAUUCGGGAUCAGAAAGUAUGGGUAACUGGCGACGUAUACGAGGACGUUUCGUGAGCGUCAACGCCUACAACAUGAGCUGUCGUUGCGCUAAAUCUCCAGAUGGCGCCACACCCUCUGGUCACCUAGGCGACGGCUAUGCUGAUCUCGUGCUGACAUCUAAUUGCUCGCGGGUAAAUUUCCUUCGCCACUUGAUGAGGACUGCCAAGAAAGAUUCUGACCAGUUUGACUUCAACUUCAUCCAAGUGCACAGAGUGAAGGAGUUUAAGUUCAAGCCAUUAAUUGAGGAUAUGGAAGAACAGGUUAGCGAAAGUUCCAACGAUGGCGAGCAACGUCUGCGACGGAGUUCAACCCAUAAUAGCGUUUGGAAUUGUGAUGGAGAGUGUUUGGACCAGGCGUCGGUCCAUGUCAAAGUCCACUGCCAACUUAUCAAACUUUUCUGUCGAGGUAUUGAAGAGGAAGUGAAGGAGGACUGCGCAUCUUUGUGUGUGUCGACUUGUGGUCGAACAAAAGAUCGUUUCAGUUUCAGUAGAUCCUACGUCAUUUAGAACUAUUCGUCUCCCGAAAUGACUUAAAUUAAGGGCUUCAUCCUAGUCUGUUUAGAAGGGUUUGUGUCUGAUUUUGGCCGGAUGAGGACAAGGAAUGCUAAAUUCUGUGGUCGCAUGAAUGGUGAAUUUACUUUUGGCAGGUCUUCUGUCAUUCAGAUCAGGUUGUUUAUAAGUAUACCGGUGUGAGGACUGCCCAGCUCGGUGUGUGUCAAUCUGUGCUCACUUCAAAGGAGGGAUUGAAUUGAGGUUCUAAGUCAUUCAGAAUGGGUCUUGUUAGACCAUAUCCACAACUCCGUGGAUAUGGUCUAUUGUUUUUACUGAGCCGAUCGCCAGGACCAGAGGGAUGUGGUUUUCGACACGUAUCUCCGAAACUGCCGCACGGAACGACCUGAAAUUUGGUUAGGUUACGUUUCAUAACCUGCUAACGAACAACGUGUACUUUAUUUUUGCAGCCGUUGCUUACUUUUUUAGUUUUCGGGUGAUUUUUGAUGAAAAUCGCCGGUUCUGAACCGUUCCGGUAAUAGCACUGCCUCCCGCGUUUUUACCGAUUAGGCAAGUUGCUCAACGUUUAUCUGUCCCGACCUGAACAGGUGGGAGGAUACCCCCUACAUUGAAGAGCCAACAGACAUUUCGUCUACGCAUUCUGGACUGGGUGAGUGUGAAUUUUUCGUGAUUGUAAUCGCCCUCAAAUUUGUGUUGAAACACUGCAUCAGACAAAAUUAACUCAUCAGAGGUCAAGAAAAGGAUCUUAAGAAUAUAUGUUCGCUGUUAGUUUGGGUGAUUAUAGGGAGCCCGUCCAUCUUUUGAGGCAAACUUGUCAUCCGAAAGUUUCCAGAUCCCCGCAAUGGCGGAUAUACAUUCAUCAAAAAAAUUACGAAUUCGGGCAAGUUUCAUCAAACUGUGCGCCUUAAACACCUAAGAAUGUCUCAAAAUCACCCAGACUCUACACAUGAGAUAUACCUUCACUGAAAAUAAUUGCUAAAACCUCGCUUAACGUGUCGCGAGUGCUGAAAGCAACAGUUUUGGAGAUCGUUUUUCUGUACAUCCUGCUCACUCCUGUAGAAAUGUACAGUAAAGCACGUAUACACGUGCAGUGUAAAUGGACACACGAAUGUACACACCUUCUGAAAAUAUUGUCAGCAAAGGUGAUAAGUGUUUGUUCUGAAUUAUGACAAUGAAAUUCAUAGACUAUUAGCAGGUAGUCAGUGUCUGUUGGUCUGAAUAAUGAAUGAUAAAACUUCUGGUGAAGUUAAAAUAUUUCCUCGCUCUGUUUUACAGCCUGACGCAGUGACCGGGAUGAUCAGCAUCUGUUCUGUUCUGCGACCGCAUCAGUCACGGAUAUAGGAGCCUUGACCACGAGGAGCUGAUGAGGCAAAGUCGUAUAACCGUCUUAACCUUGACAUCGGUGCAGUGCUGAAUUUGCCGUCCGAAGACAAACCAGUAUAAUAUUCCAGCCGUAUUUCGUUCUUUUCACUGUAAUACUUUUACUUCAAAAAGACUGAAUAAAUAAACCUACUGUGGCAGUUAGUUUAAAAAGAUAUUAUUGCAUUUUACGUUUUUACUCUUAGUGCUGAUCGGUCAUACCCCUUGGGCCUGGCCGUAACCUUGCAUACUGGUUGUCUCGAUGCCGUAUGCUAUGACCAUGUAUAUAUCUACUGGACUGGUUUGUUGCACCAUGUCGAAGGAAUUUUAUGUAGAGAUCAAGACACUUCCCUCGCAUCACAAUCUACACCUCAAAAGAAUGGUUGUAAAAAUCCUUGCCAUGAUUCCCGGUUGCCCCUAUGUUGUGACCAUGCGUGCAUCAAUGGCCUGGGAUGUUGCAACCUACACUUCAAAGGAAUGCGAAGUCUAAAUCACAUUUAUUUUUUGUCCCCAGGUUGUGACUUUCCUAACAGCAAUUGCAGACCAUAUCCCUGGUGAUAGUGUUUUGUCAUCUUAAAAAUGAGCACCAGGACAAAGCACCAAAAACCUGCCACUUAAGAUCAGAUCAGAAGUUACCUACGUGGUGCCAGUACCCACAAGUGCAUGAUUGACAACUAGAUCAUUUGAAGAAAAAAUUGGCAGCAGAACCAUGUGUGCAUGGAGGGAGGUAUUAUAAUAUAAAUACUGUGGAGACGCAAUGUGUUAUUGGUCGUCCAAACAUUGGGAGCUUUCAUCCCCACCAGCCAUAUCAGAUGGCCAACUGGUUUCCCUCACUCGACCAGAAAACUCAUCAAAAGAUACGAAAGAUGUUGAGAUUCAGAUUACAUUUGCUUGUUGUCUGCUGGAUUCUGACCAUCCAUAUGCUGAGUUGUUGCAGUCCCAGAACCAUCGCUAAUUCUAGUAUUUAUGAUGCACCUACUGUCACAACCUAAUUCAGCUGGUUAUUCAGGGUUAUUUGCCUCUGAUUUAUCUGGUUAUAUCCUGGUGCAAACCUAAUUUCUCAACAUGACAAAAUACUUUCACCAGGGAUAUGGUCUGCAAUUUGCUGUUAGGCGAAUUGCCCAAUACUAGUUUCCAAUUACUUUCCAAGCAAAGUGUAGAAUAUCCUCUCUACCAGUGGCAGCCUGUGUUGGUAGUUCCUUGACGUGACUGCACAGGAGUUUAGUGUAUAUGGCUGACUGCGCCUUCUCAACUAUGUGAGUGUCAACCUGGUGUCACAGGCCAUCAUUUGGGACCAAGAAGGUAGAAUUGGACAAUAUAAUUGACCAGGAACUCGACCCUGAACCCUCUUUCAACUAGACACACUUUACAGUGUUUGCCCAAGAGCUUUGUAUAUUCGCACAGUAUCUAUAGCUUUAAAGCACACAAAAUUGGUGCAGUAUCAGCGAGAUACAGACUAGGUUGUAAAUAAUGUCAAAGUUGACAUGAUUUACAGAGACACAGGACACAUUGAAAUAAUGUCAAAGUUGACAUGAUUUACAGAUGAGAACACAUUGAAAUAAUGUCAAAGUUGACAUGAUUUACAGAUGAGAACACAUUGAAAUAAUGGUAAAGUUGACAUGAUUUACAGAUGAGAACACAUUGAAAUAAUGUCAAAGUUGACAUGAUUUACAGAUGAGAACACAUUGAAACAAUGGUAAAGUUGACAUGAUUUACAGAUGAGAACACAUUGAAAUAAUGUCAAAGUUGACAUGAUUUACAGAUGAGAACACAUUGAAAUAAUGGUAAAGUUGACAUGAUUUACAGAGACACAGAACACAUUGAACGAAUGUCAAAGUUGACAUGAUUUACCAUGUUUACAGAGAAACAGACCACGUUGUAAAUAGUGUCAUAGUUGACAGGAUUUACAGAGACACAGACAACAUUAGCCGAGGGUCGCUGCCUGUCGGGUUACCUUGUUUGUUGUGUCUCUCUUUUGAUUGGUUAGAAGGCAGUAAGAGUAAAGACAGGGUAUUGCUUUAAAUUACUUUUAACUUGUUUUAGACAAAUAAUCAAAAACUGUCCUUUCUUAAGGCAUUUUUGUAGGAGGUUCGCAAGGCUUCAGAUAUCCACAAUUUUUUUUUCAACUACGGGUCAGAGGCGAUGAAUAUCAUUGGGCUAGUCAAAUUUGAUGAAUGGCGGACUUUUUUGCCACCAUCCUGCCUAAUAAACCAACAGUGUGUGACUUUAAAGAUAAAAUCACAGAGUGUUGAAUAAUGUCAGUGAUUAUGAAAAUGUUAUAAAAACGUUUGAUUUUGACCAGUGCUAAGUUACUGAAAGAAAUCAUUAAUUGAAUUAUCAAAGGACCCAUUGUUCUUAUGGGUUUUCUAGGGAACGAUUAUCUAAUAUAGCCGUUUGUCGAGGGCAACAUGGAUUUUUCUGUCCCAAGGAAUGUGAUUAAGACAGAAAUAUUUUGGUAGUAAGAGUCAUUUUCAGAUGGAGGUGAAAAAUUUAUCCACAUCUAAACCUCGUGAAUACAAUCUAGUCUCCACAUUAUAAACUCAUUCACUCGCCUUCGAUGCGAUAUCAGGGAGGAUAUCGGUAACAACGCCAACAACAAUUAUACGUUAAUUAUUUUAUAGAGAGGAGCUAACAUCUUACUCUCAGUGUGACAAGUUGAAAGCAUUCUGUAAUUUCUCAGACACUAGUGCUGUAAAUACUUUGUAAAUAACCUUGUUAUUUAAUGCUAUUGUUGUAUUUAAUUUGAAAAAUGUAAUUUAAGAAAAUUACUCAUGUGAGCUUCAUUCAAAUGAUGAUCGAGUUUUGAGACUGACAUUUCGUACUUGAUGGUAAUGUUUAGAGAGGAUUAUGAGUUUGUUUUAGCUCUAAUAUUAGUUGUAAUAUCAUGCUUUGCUAAAAAAUGAAUUAGGUUGUUUAAAUUUGAUGCCAUUCUUUUGGUGCCUCAUCCAAAUUUUGGUGAUUUCAUCGUGUUUCUUGUUUCCGACAAUUUAGAUUCAUGAGUGUGUUUCAUAAUUAAACAACAUUUAUCUGUUUGAAGUAACCCCAGUAGGGUUUUUUUUCUCCACACAAAGACCUUUGUGUCUGUUCUGAAUCAAUUUGGACAGUUUAUAACUUUGGAUAUUUGUAAAAAGUCACCCCCCCCCUCCUUUGUGUUUUUUUUUUAAAUAUCCAAUUAUCAAGUUUUUAACUUAAGGAAUUGAACCCGAGGCGGAGGACCUUGGUUGAGUUACCAAGACACUCGAGGGUGGAGCUAAAAUACAGUCCAAACCCGAGCCGAUAGGCGAGGGUUUGGACGAAAUUUUAGCUCCACCCGAGAGUGUCUUGGUAACUCAACCAAGGUCCGAAGCGAGGGUUCAAUUUCUAUUCUAAAAUACCUCAAACUUAAAAAGAUAGGCCACGAAAAUAACUUGAAUAUGUGCGAAUUUGGCAAAUUCCAUCCAUCGCCUGCCCAGAGCGCCGGUAGCGCCGUUGUUUACAUUAUGUUACGGCAGCGCGUAUAGGAAGUCCGCAUCGGCUCGCUCAAGUGAUGCUAAAAUCCGCGCAAAUGGGCUAUUUGGAGCGUUUUUCUCAGCAAAUAUGUGUAGUGCUCAUUAAAAAACUUAGGGUGGUUGAUGCUUCCUUGGCUGAUUUGUGUUUGAAGCAGUGUUUUGAGAGCCUCAAACUUCUGAAGUGAGCUGUGUGCAUGGUUUCCACAUUUUAGUGCAACCCGAGGGAACUUUGGUAGAGCAUCUUGGUUGCGUGUCCAAAACACUCCACUCUCAGAACGAGGCUUAUGCAUUUUCCAUUUAAAAGUUGACUUUACGAUACCAAGGUAUUUUAGAAUGUCCAAUUGAUCAUUCACCAAGAUAGAUGGAUGCUAUAGUUCAAUUUAUCAUCAUCGUGUAAAUAGUUUUAGCUUCUUGAAUAAUUUAUCAUUUCUCAAUAUUUGAAGUUCAUACUCAAGUUUCUUGUCUUUAAGGUCUUUUUUUCUCAGCAAGAUUUUGGGUGGUUUGAUGUGUUUGGUAUCAGGACCAACUCUUUUGGGGUACAAUAGGUGAUGGAAUAUUGGGUGGAUUUUAAAAGGAUGCCGGUUGGUUAUAAACAUGUUGGACUGGGUACAUGUAGUAUGCAAAUGUUGAAAUGACCCAAAAUGAAACAAGACAAACUAAAUGAAACAAAUAAACAUUUCAAACAUAAAAUUGAAGAUCAGGUUCGGGUAUGAUUGCAAGGGUUUAUAAGGCUUAUUUGGCUCGUUUAGUUUGGGAGAUUCAUAGCCUAGUGGUUGACGUUGCUGGCUACCAUGCAAACAGGCCUGGGGAGAACCCAGGAUUGUAUUUCUGUAUGCUUGGCUUGGCUUUCAAGGAACUAAAAUUCCUCGCUCUUCACAGUCCUUCGAAUAAGACUUAAAACCGAGGUUCCCUUUAUCUGGUGUCUAUGCUAGGGCAGGUCAAAAGACCCCACCAAGUGAGAAACAUGAGUAAAAUGCCUGGACUCAACCACGCGUUGAAGUCGGAUUCACUAGGCCAAUUAACCCAAUUGGGGCAUAACCGUAGUGUCACGCAUCCCACCUUGGAGGGGGAACACUCCCAUGAGAAAAUCCCCUCCAAGUGCAGAGCAAACGCUGAAGAAGAAGAACUGUGACAAGGCUAUGCCAGGGCCACCAAGAUGCUAUGUUUAUUUUUCAAACCAAUGUUGCAUCACUGGUUCUAGCCUUUUAGCCGUUACAGUAGCACGUUGAUAAGGGAGCAAUCGUUUAACUGUGACAACACAAACUGUGAAGCCGGAGUUGGAGCAUUGGUUUGAAAGCCUGAUAAUGGCUCCCUGGCUAUCCUAGCAUGACCUCAACACAAUGAAGAAGCUGCAAGUUGGGUGACCUGCUGUCAGUCCAAUGCUGGUUUUGCUCAGAGAGGUGGUUGGCCAUCACUCGAAGAGGCAGGUGAUUCUCGGAGAGGUUGCAGUUGAUCCCACUGGGUGAUAAUGUAUAUUAGAGUGAGGACACUGUUAUAUAAUUGUUGUAUGAUAACUGUAUUUUCAUAUUGGCAAUCAGCACCAAUAAGAGUGCAGGGAGGGGCGAUUACUUGUUAAGGUUUCCUUUGAUAGAUAAAAUCAUGCAGAGUCUUUAACAAUAAGCGUAGGAUUUAAACCUCAGUCAUCAUAAAAUGGUGAGUUAUGAUGUGGUAAGCUUGUAGUAAAAAUGAACUACAAUAGGUUCUUUAGUGUGGCUGGAUCCACAUGUUGAUGCUGUGUAAUGCAAGGCCUUAUGAGUUACCAUGGUGUGAUUUUUUUUGUGUAAUGUCUAGUAUCCUGUUCACGAUCAGUCUUUAUAUCAAUAAGGUUAGUCACUUUUUAUAGCCUUUCAGGGAUUGGCUCUUAUUUUGGGUAUCUCACCCCAAGAAAAUGUGAUCAGAAAAACAUUUUGAAGCCUCAAGGGCUGAUGCUGUAAAUGAUCAUUUCAGUUAGUUACUUAGUUAGUAUUAUCCCUUGUCAGGAUGUCCAAAUAAGAAUUAUCCCACUUCGCGAGUGUGACCUGUCGGGCAUGAUUUGUGAAGUUAAAUUUCCGAUAAUGGAAAUAUAGGGUUCAAUUAGCUAGUUCAAUCACACUUAAAUAGAAGAAACACACAGUGAGUCUGUAAUAUCACGCUCAAUUUGUGAAUAAAACAGUUCAUUUUCUA